GCGAGAGAGAGGAAUCCAGUGCCUUGCCCGAGGGACUUCGAUCCUGUCCACCGAUCUAACGCCGCUUGAUAAGGGCUUCAAUCUUGUUGUCGGAGAGGAUUCUGUCCCACGUUUAGAACGUAAACAAAUCCUCGAUAACAGUAAGGAAACAUCAUGAUAAACGAUCGAGUACUUUUCAGCACAAAAUCUAUUCCUAAAAGAUAUGACGGAAGGGGAUUAGAUAAUAUAGUCGUAAAUAAAGACAGAAGCGAAGAGCAUCGGAUAAAAGUGACAAUGUAAAUAAAACGGAUUUCAAAACAAUGCAGUGAUCAGCUGAGAGAAACAUACUGAAUUAACCGCGUUGGACCAAAAAAACAGAUUCAGAAUGAUAACGUCAUCGGAAGAGAGUGACAUGGACGAAGCUGACUUAGAUGACUCUCUUCCAUUUCUUGGAGGUGAUGAACACUUUGCAAAACCAAGCGAGAAAACCAAGACGGACUACGAAUACCUCGUCAGCGCAGAAUUAUCCGACCAGCACCAAAGUGACCAGUUGGAGAAGCUAGACAAGGAAAUCACGCUGUUUAAUUAUGAAGAUGACGAUGUUCCAGCCCCGAAGAUACAAGUUCCAGAUGUUGAACAAAGACAGAUUGAGUUGCAUCCACCGGGAAUAGUAUUCUUUUCAACUGAUCGCUGUCGCCUUUAUACAGAAGAUACAUUAGUGUGGCCUUUUGCCGAUUCCUUCACAAAUCCCUUAGGGAGUCUUUCUCUUGAUAAGGUGAAGGUGUAUAUCAAGGAGGGACUUUUUCAGAGAGUCUAUUCAUCAAAAGGAACAACCAAACUUAUGAUGAAGUACUUGUUCCACCUCUGCUGUUGCACUACAGAUAUGGAGCUACUCUACCCAACUUACAACACUCUUUGUUACAUUGCGGAGAACAAUGAAUGCCACUUGAACGUUUGCCAGGAACUUUAUUUGGCAUUAGCUAAUCUAGGUGCCGACAUGAAAAAGUAUGGCAAAGACCCUUCCCUUAUAAAAUCGCCAGUGCUGCCUCCCUGUCCUGCAGUAAACCCUCCUGAACAGCCUGUCUCAACAAAAAAGAAUUUAUCUCUGAUGCUACAGUUCCUGGGAGUGUUGUUAACUCACAGCAGGAAGUGCAGUGACGACGAUUUAGACGAGCUGAUGAAAAUAUUCGUGGCCAUUGGUCUAGAUCCAACAGUUAUCAACACUGGGUUAGACUUGCAGGUCGCUACUUGUAUCAGUCGCACUCUCAGCCUGUACCCAUCGCAGCAGGUGUUUUUUCAGAGAGUUCAAGGCCUGGUAGAAGAUAUAAUCACCUACUGUGAUUGUAAUCAUCACACAGUAUCUCAUGUUUGUACCAUGUAUAUUCAGCCAACGUGCCUUGGACAAAUAUUAUGCAAAUCCAUUGCUUUUCUGCAAGUAGAGCUCUCACUCCAAGCAAAGGACAAGAACAGUUUAGAUCUAGUGGAAAUAGAUGAUGUGGUGGAACUCAUCGAAAGCCAGCUGGAAGUUAUGAGUGCGGAAGAGGAUGGAUACUUACUGCACUCUGUCAUGAAGCUCUUGGUCUGCUGCGUAGGAGAUGGGCCCUUCACUCCCACGCAGAAGAAAUCACUAAGACAUAUGUGUGAUCUCCUUAACCCAGUCAUCAUAAGUAAACGGGUCAAAGUAGACGACAUGUACUCCAGCCUCUUUCGUUUCUACUCGAGAAAGGUGAUUGAUAAAUGGAAAUGCCAGGCUGUAACAGGGUACAACCGGACGACAGCAAACACUACAUGAGAUGCAAACAAGUUCAUUAAGCAGAGAAGAGAAUGACCCAAGUCCUGAUAUAUCCCGGUAGCAGAGCCCGCAAGAGGAGGAGUGUUUUCACUGAAACACCACAACAGAAGUGAUUUCUUUUCCUUCUUGCUUUCAGAACGAUUUUUGGGAAAGAUAUCAUAGCAAGGUUGAAAUACGGAAAUAGUUAUAGAUUACGACUACCUUGACCCUACAGGUGUUUCAUGCAGAAGUGUAUCUUUUUCUUUCUUUCUUUUCUUUUCUUUUCUUUUCUUUUCUUCUUUUUUUUUUUUGGUAAAACAAAUUUCUGCUCUAUGCUGUCAGAAAGAAAAAGUUUGUGUGUGUGUGUGUGUGUGUGUGUGUGUGUGUGUG
This is a messenger RNA of Penaeus chinensis, 2140 nucleotides long. RefSeq lists its product as uncharacterized. NCBI's taxonomy places the organism in Eukaryota, Metazoa, Arthropoda, Malacostraca, Decapoda, Penaeidae. The transcript is spliced from 12 exons. The coding region runs from base 365 to 1771 and encodes 468 amino acids. The record is from RefSeq and is a predicted model, not a curated record.